AUGGUUGAUAAAGUGUUGAUUCUUGUACCAUUAGUCUUCCUAAUUAUAUGUUGUGAAACUGGCUCUGCCGAUGAAGAUUUAAUAGAUAGAGAUUGGUACCGAAACAUUAUCAAAUCAAGUGUUGUGCCACCUUACAUUGAAGCUUACAAAAUCUUCAAAGAAAAGAUUAUCGAAAAAUUAGUUAAUUUUAAUCAGAAUGAAACAUUGAUUUCAUCAGAAUCAGAAGAUAAUGAAACCAGAAUUCAUCAGUUUGCUCAAAAUUUACACUGUAAUAUUCGGCGAAUGAAUGAACAACUCAACGAAACUGUGGAUGUUAGUUAUCGAACAAUGAAACAUGUCGAAGCAAAAAUCAUUCCAGUUCAGAAGAAAAUUGAAAAACAAAAACGUCGUAUUCGCGAUAUGACAACGAAAAAAGCCAAGAUUGACAUUGCAAUAAAAAAUGUUAAAAAUCAGAUGGAUAUUAUGGAAAAUUUGAUUCAAGACAAACAAAAAGAUUUAGAUAGAGCUGAAGGCGAUGUUAAAGAAGCUGAACGAAAAUUAGAAAGGGCAAAAUUAUGUCGUAGCAAACGUUUUUGGGGAUGGAAUCCAAUUUCUGAAAUAAAAAAGAUCAGCGAUAAUAUAGCAACAGGUGUAAGUAAUGCCGCUGAGACAAUCGUAGACGGAACAAAGCAUGUCGUUUCAAAAACUGAAGAGGCAGUCAAAGAUGUUGGAGAUAAUGUGGCUGUGGGUUUUCAAAAUGCUGGAGAAACAUUGAAAGACGUUGGAAAUGAGGCGGCUCACGAUAUGCAAAACAUCGGACAAGCAGUUGCAGAUCAAGUAUCUGAACAUUAUGAAACAGUAGAAGAUGGAGUGAAAGAGUAUGUUAUUAAACCAGUAUGUAGCGUUUUCAAUCAUGAAGGUAUCAACAAUGCUCGAUAUAUUCGUAAUGAAGCAUUAAAUAGUUUGCAGAAUGCUCGUGAUCAAUUACAAAAACAUCGAAGUCAAUUAUCAAACUAUCAGAACAACAAACAACGCUUGGAACUCGAUUUAACACGAGCGAACGAUUUGAUCAAUGAAUUAAACAUUGAAAUCGGAAAAUUAUACACAAAUUUAAAUUUAACAAGUACGAUUAAUUAUGAAUUGAAAAUAGCCGUUCAUCAUGUAUCAAUUUUAUCCAGUCGAUCACAUGUUUUGAAAGAAGAAAUCAAAUAUUUAAUUGAUUUUAAUUUAUUAAUUCAACCAUUAAAUAAUAUUUAUAAUGAAUUGAAAAACAACAAUCUACUUUCACAAGCAAUUGACGAUCAACACGUUCUCAUCACAGAAGAAGAAAUAGAAUCAAUUCAAAAUAGUUUGAAUGAAUUAAUGAAUAUUUUACCAAAUGUUCCGAUGAAUACAAGUGAAAACGAACUUCUAAACGAUGAUGACGCCAAUUGUGAUGAAGGAAGAGGCUAA
Adineta ricciae is the source of this 1431-nucleotide messenger RNA. NCBI's taxonomy places the organism in Eukaryota, Metazoa, Rotifera, Eurotatoria, Adinetida, Adinetidae. The record is from the annotation of a GenBank genome assembly.